Molecule: messenger RNA, 1104 nt
Organism: Rhodamnia argentea
Lineage: Eukaryota; Viridiplantae; Streptophyta; Magnoliopsida; Myrtales; Myrtaceae
Product: REF/SRPP-like protein At3g05500
Exons: 3
Coding region: 152-904 (250 amino acids)
Source: RefSeq, a predicted model, not a curated record
CCUCGCCUAUAAAUAGGGCGCUCCUAUUUUGAAGCUUUCAUCCAACUCGAUAUAGUCUUUUGCACGUCGCGUCGAGUCUUAUUCCAUCCUGCUCGGCGAAAUCCCAUCUGCAUCGUGCGAACAUCGAUUGCGUCGACGUCAGGUUUCACCCAUGGCGGAAAGUGAUCUCAAGACGCAGCGCGAGAUGUCCAAGGAAGAGGAGCAGAGGCUGAAGUACCUGGAGUUUGUGCAAGUAGCUGCAGUUCACGCUGCGCUGUGCUUCUUGAAUGUCUACGCUUAUGCCAAGGAGCGGUCGGGUCCAUUGAAGCCUGGUGUGGAGACCGUUGAGGGAACGGUCAAGACUGUGGUCGGACCCGUUUACGAUAAGUUCCAUGAUGUCCCGAUCGAGGUCCUCAAAUUUGUUGACCGCAAGAUUGAUGAGUCAGUGAUCAAGAUCGACAGCCGUGUACCACCCGUUGUCAAACAAGUUUCCUCCCAGGCCAUGUCGGCGGCUCAGCAGGCUCCUGGGGCAGCUCAAGCCAUGGCUCAUGAAGUCAAACGGGCUGGCGUGGUCGACACCGCCUCGGGAAUCGCAAAGUCUGUGUACACCAAGUGUGAACCCACCGCUAAGGAUCUGUACUCUAAGUACGAGCCGAAGGUGGAGAAGUGCGCCGUGUCGGCCUGGCGCAAGCUUAACCAGCUCCCUCUCUUCCCUCACGUAGCUCAAGUCGUCGUGCCGACCGCGGCCUACUGUACCGAGAAGUACAACGAGACGGUGCGCAACACAGCAGAGAAAGGGUACAAGGUCUCCAGCUAUCUUCCCAUUGUCCCCACCGAGAGGAUCGCGAAGGUGUUCAUGGGAGGCGCUCCGGAAACAGAGCCGCUGCUCUCUGCUGGCGGCGAAGCCGGGGUCGCCGCGCAUUGAUUUGCGUACAAAACAUUGCUGAUAUUAUCUCUGACGGCGUUCGAUGAAAAUGCCGAUGGUGUCUGUGGACCUUUGGUUGGUAUUGUAAUAGCGGAUAUCUUGUAACUGUCUCAUCUAAGUUUUUCGGUUCUUGUCGCGAAAGUUGGGCUUGUUUGUUUUGUUGGGCAACUGGGUUGUUUGACAUAUGCCUUUUGUAUAUA